Molecule: messenger RNA, 2652 nt
Organism: Hirundo rustica (Barn swallow)
Lineage: Eukaryota; Metazoa; Chordata; Aves; Passeriformes; Hirundinidae
Exons: 10
Coding region: 72-2609 (845 amino acids)
Cellular component (GO): plasma membrane
Source: RefSeq, a predicted model, not a curated record
CAGCAGAGUCCAAGGGAGCGGAAUCCAGCUGAGCAAAGCCCAGCCAUCAGGGAGCAAGACCUGGAAUACCCAUGGCUCCGGUGAUGCAAGAGCUGCCUCUCAUGUGCCUGAUGCUGCUCCUGCUCUGCAGAGACCCAGGUGUGGGUGCCCAGCUGGGUCAAGGCUUCAUUCUGCAGCAGCCCCAGACCAAGGUGUCAGUGGCAGCGGGGGAGACGCUCACUCUGAACUGCACCACGUUAGAAACCGCUGAACCAGGUCCUCUGAGGUGGCUGAAGGGCUGGGACAGAGGGAACAAGACCAUUUAUGACCAGACAAGAAAGGAUCCCUCCUCCCGUGUGACAAGAGCAAUGAAUAAGUCCAAAACAGACUUCACCAUCCACAUCAGGAACGUUCAGCCUGAGGACACGGGCACCUACUACUGCGUGAAGUUUGUUAAGUCAUACACUGGUGUGGAUGAGGUGUUGCAGCGUGGCAGUGGCACAGAGGUGUCCGUGCUGGCCAAACCCAGCCCCCCACUCGUGUCUGGGCCUGAGCAGAGAGCGGAGCCGGGGCAGUCGGUGCCUUUCACCUGCACGACCGGAGGGUUCUUUCCCAAAGAGAUUGGGGUGAAAUGGUUCAAGAACAAGGACCCCAUGGGUGCUCUGCCGCCCCAGGUCACUGAAUGGGGGGUGAAAACCUACAACAUAUCCAGCACAGUGAUGGUGACCCUGCAGGAGGAUGACGUCCGCUCGCAGCUCAUCUGUGAGGUGCAGCACCCCACGCUGCUGGUCCCACUGCAAGGGAGGUACCAGCUCAGCAGAGUCCUGCGAGUUCCCCCCAGCGUCGAAGUGCGCGCUGAGCCGAGCCCUGUUGAGGUGAACAAGACCGUGACCUUCACCUGCCUCAUGAAGGAGUUUUACCCAGCAAAGGUGUCUGUUUCCUGGCUGGAGAAUGGCAGUGAGAUAAAGGUGGAGAACAUCUCCCAGCCAUUGGAGCUCCCCCAGGGCUUGUUUGAGCUGAGAAGCCAGGUGGAGGUGCAAGCGACGGAGGAGAAAAACGGGUCCACUAUCUCCUGCGUGGUGGUGCAUGAUGGCCGGGCGCCUGCCAACUACUCGGCCUUCCUGUGGAUCUCCAACCCGGGCCAGGGAGGAUUGAGCAACGGGUUCCAGAUGUAUGAGGGUGCGAACCUUCCGUCCAGCCUCCUCCUCCUGUUGCUUUGUAUCCUGCUGGAGAAGGGAUUCCUCGGUGGGAUCCUCUUCUUCCUCUUCAGGCGCAUGAGGAGAAAAGCAUCGGAGAUGUUUCCCUGUCCUGCUCCAUCUCAGUUCCUGGAUCCUCGAGUCAGGUCUCAGGGUGUGGCCACUGCCAGCAGUGACAUCCAUCAGGGAGCAAGACCUGGAAUACCCAUGGCUCCGGUGAUGCAAGAGCUGCCUCUCAUGUGCCUGAUGCUGCUCCUGCUCUGCAGAGACCCAGGUGUGGGUGCCCAGCUGGGUCAAGGAUUCAGUCUGCAGCAGCCCCAGACCAAGGUGUCAGUGGCAGCGGGGGAGACGCUCACCCUGAAUUGCACCACGUCAGGAAUUGCUAGCCCAGGUCCUGUGAAGUGGCUGAAGGGCUGGGACAGGGGGUUCCAGACCAUCUAUGACCAGAAAACCUAUCGCUUAUCCCAUGUGAUGAGAGCAGUGGCUGGGUCCAACACAGACUUCACCAUCCACAUCAGGAACGUUCAGCCUGAGGACACGGGCACCUACUACUGUGUGAAGUUUGUUAAGUCAUACACUGGUGUGGAUGAGGUGUUUCUGCAUGGCAAUGGCACAGAGGUGUCCAUGCAGGCCAAACCCAGCCCUCCACUCGUGUCUGGGCCUGAGCAGAGAGCGGAGCCGGGGCAGUCGGUGCCUUUCACCUGCACAACCGGAGGGUUCUUUCCCAAAGAGAUUGGGGUGAAAUGGUUCAAGAACAAGGACCCCAUGGUUGCUCAGCCGCCCCAGGUCACCGAAUCGCGGGUGAAAACCUACAACAUAUCCAGCACAGUGAUGGUGACCCUGCAGGAGGAUGACGUCCGCUCGCAGCUCAUCUGUGAGGUGCAGCACCCCACACUGCUGGUCCCACUGCAAGGGAGGUACCCGCUCAGCAGAGUCCUGCGAGUUCCCCCCAGCGUCGAAGUGCGCGCUGAGCCGAGCCCUGUUGAGGUGAACAAGACCGUGACCUUCACCUGCCUCGUGAAGAAGUUUUACCCAGCAAAUGUGUCUGUUUCCUGGCUGGAGAAUGGCAGUGAGAUAAAGGUGGAGAACAUCUCCCGGCCAGUGGAGCUCCACUGGGGCUUGUUUGAGCUGAGAAGCCAGGUGGAGGUGCAAGCGACUGAGGAGAAAAACGGGUCCACUAUCUCCUGCGUGGUGGUGCAUGAUGGCCGGGCACCUGCCAGCUACUCGGCCUUCCUGUGGACCUCCAACCCAGGCCAGGGAGGAUUGAGCAAGGGGUUCCAGAUGUAUGAGGGUGCGAACCUUCCGUCCAGCCUCCUCCUCCUGUUGCUUUGUAUCCUGCUGGAGAAGGGGUUCUUCGGUGGGAUCCUCUUCUUCCUCUUCAGGCGCAUGAGGAGAAAAGCAUCGGAGAUGUUUCCCUGUCCUGCUUUGUCUUAGUUCCUGGAUCCUCGAGUCAGGUCUCAGGGUGUGGCCACUGCCA